AUGGCCGCUGCCAAUGCAAUCUCCACCGCAUCUAUCCUCCGCAGCCCUCGCCAGGUUCUCCAUCCCUCUUGAUUUUUCUUUUGUUCGACUUCUCGUCCUCUGCUCUUCUGUCUCUUGUUUCUGAUUCGGUCGGUGGACAGCAGGGAAGCGUGAGACGGGUGAGUCAGGGGCAGAGGCCCGGAUGCAGGGCCCCCUCUGCGAGCAGGUUCGUGGUCCGGGCUACCAGCAAAGAGAUCGCCUUCGACCAGAGCUCCAGGAGCUCCAUCCAGGCCGGCGUCGAGAAGCUCGCGGAUGCCGUUGGAGUCACUCUCGGCCCCAGAGGUAUCUGUAGAUUUCUUCCUUUCCGUUUUCCGAAGAGAAAUUAAAGAUGACACGAAAAUCUUAGACUCCACCUUCAUCUGUUUUAGGACGAAAUUGUGUUUCUCUCUUUUUUCUGGGAUUCCAGAGUGCGAGCGCCUAUCUGGUGUUCUGAUUUGUUUUAGAAAUUGGUUAAUAUCAUGCUGAUUGUUGGAUUUGCUGUCUGAAGGGAGGAAUGUGGUUCUUGACGAGUUUGGGACACCCAAGGUUGUCAACGACGGGGUCACUAUUGCUCGAGCCAUCGAGCUCGCCAACCCCAUGGAGAACGCUGGAGCCGCCCUGAUUAGGGAGGUGAGGACUCUUCAAAUUCCCAUUCUCCUUCAUUGUUCAUCAUUGAAGUGAAUCUCGGUUCCUGAAUGUUCUUCUCUGUUGUAGGUUGCUAGCAAGACGAAUGAUUCUGCCGGCGACGGAACGACUACUGCUUCUGUUCUAGCUCGGGAGAUUAUCAACCUUGGGUUGCUGAGCGUCACGUCUGGUGCGAACCCCGUCUCCAUCAAGAAGGGUAUCGACAAGACUGUCCUGGGGCUUGUGGACGAGCUCGAAAAAAGGUCUCGGCCGGUCAAAGGACGAAGUGAUAUUAAAGGUAUUCUCUCCCGAACUAUCUCCUGGAAAUGCAGCCAAAAUGUUACUUGCUUGUGGGUUAACUUGCGGUUGCUUAGCUUUUCCGAUGCUCGUGGGCUAGUUCAACAUGAAUUCACUCUUCUCUUACCAUUGAUUAGAUGUCUUUAUGCUCAUUUCCCUAUAAAUCUUGGAAAUCCAAGGAUGAUUAUCAUCCCAGGAGUAUGACUUUCCUAAAUGGGCGUUAAAUGUGCUUCUUGCAUGAAAUUCCAUGUUUUUUUUCUAUUCCCAAUAUUUCUUUUUGGAUUUUGCCUUUUUUCUGCUGAUGGAAGGAAAUUUCCUCACCUUAGAAUUGACAGGAGAAAUUCAUCCAGGAAAGAAUUACCUUCAUCUUAAAAUUUUCCCAUGCUGACUCGUGGGAUUUCUUUUUUUGCAGCUGUUGCUUCAAUCUCAGCUGGCAAUGAUGAAUUCAUUGGGACCAUGAUUGCUGAUGCCAUCGACAAAGUGGGGCCAGACGGCGUCCUGUCCAUUGAAUCUUCGUCAUCGUUUGAGACAACUGUGGAGGUUGAGGAGGGGAUGGAGGUGUGUGCCACCAUUCUUCCCAGAAUGGGCUUCAUGAAUUCUCUCUCUCUCUCUCUCUCUCUCUCUCUCGCUCUAACUCUGUCUCUGUCAGAUCGACCGCGGCUACAUAUCUCCACAGUUCGUGACAAAUCCAGAGAAGCUGAUCGUCGAAUUUGAGAACGCGCGAGUCCUGAUCACAGACCAAAAGAUCACGACGAUAAAGGAGAUCAUCCCUCUGCUGGAGAAGACCUCCCAGCUGAGGGCCCCCCUGCUCAUCAUUGCCGAAGAUGUCACCGGCGAGGCCUUGGCGACCCUCGUUGUGAACAAACUCAGGGGGAUUCUGAACGUGGCUGCAAUCAAAGCGCCUGGUUUUGGAGAGAGAAGAAAAGCCCUCCUCCAAGAUAUUGCGAUUGUCACAGGUGGGUCAUGCCUCAUGGUUCAUGUCAUUGGGUUUUUUGCCCGCUAAAGAAUGAUUUUUUUUAAUCUGAUGGGUGAGUUUGGUUUGAAUCGUAGGAGCUGAAUUCCAGGCCAAGGAUCUCGGCCUGCUGGUGGAGAACGCCUCCGUUGAGCAGCUGGGUAUCGCCAGGAAGGUGACCAUCUCUCAGAGCUCCACCACCAUCAUCGCUGAUGCCGCCAGCAAGGACGAGAUCCAGUCCAGAAUCGCCCAGCUGAAGAAGGAGCUCUCCGAGACGGACUCGGUCUACGACUCCGAGAAGCUGGCUGAGAGGAUCGCCAAGCUCUCCGGCGGAGUCGCCGUCAUCAAGGUUGGCGCCGCCACUGAGACCGAGCUGGAAGACCGGAAGCUGCGAAUCGAGGAUGCCAAGAACGCCACCUUCGCCGCUAUAGAGGAAGGCAUUGUCCCCGGUGGUGGGGCUGCCUUCGUCCACCUCUCCACCUGCGUCCCCGCCAUCAAGGACACGAUCGAGGACCCCGAGGAGCGUCUUGGCGCCGACAUCAUCCAAAAGGUAUGUGCAUUAUCCAAUUCCGUUCUUCUCCUCGAAUUCCGGUGGAAGCACUGACGGCGGGAUGAGCAGGCUCUGGUGGCGCCGGCGUCGCUGAUUGCCCACAACGCCGGAGUGGAAGGCGAGGUGGUGGUGGAGAAGGUGAAGGAGAGCGAGUGGGAGAUUGGCUACAACGCCAUGACCGACAAGUACGAGAACCUGGUUGAAAGUGGCGUCAUCGACCCCGCUAAAGUGACCAGAUGCGCCCUCCAGAACGCCGCCUCCGUCGCCGGCAUGGUUCUGACCACGCAGGCCAUCGUCGUCGAGAAGCCCAAGCCCAAGGCCCCGGCGGCCGCCCCUGGCCCCGGCUCCCUUACCGUCUGA
This is a messenger RNA of Spirodela intermedia, 2801 nucleotides long. The record is from the annotation of a GenBank genome assembly. NCBI's taxonomy places the organism in Eukaryota, Viridiplantae, Streptophyta, Magnoliopsida, Alismatales, Araceae.